Molecule: messenger RNA, 3072 nt
Organism: Nezara viridula (southern green stink bug)
Lineage: Eukaryota; Metazoa; Arthropoda; Insecta; Hemiptera; Pentatomidae
Source: the annotation of a GenBank genome assembly
AUGAAUUCGUUAAAUCUUCUAUUUGGUGCUUUUCAAGAACCUGCCCAUUCCACACCACCUCCUGAUCCUCCUGGCAAUAAAGAUUCCAAAAAAAGACAUUUCUCAGAGGAAGAUACUUCUGAACCUAACCAAAAGAAACAGAGCCUAGAAAAAGACAGCAUAAAUCAGUCCCAAGCUGAUAUUGACCAGUCUUUACAAUUGAAAAAGGCAAGAUUAAUGAGCAUAUCCAAUCUCGGCAGUAUUCAGAUAAAAAUUCAUACAGUCGAAGCUUUAGAAUAUUGUCUUCACGAAGUUGCCCUUCCUCCACAUGUCGAGUACAAACCUUUAAUAAAGCCAAAAAAAUUGUUGAAGGAGUAUAAAUUUAUUCUUGAUCCAUUUCAAAAAGAAGCUAUUAUGUGUAUUGAAAAUAAUGAAUCAGUACUAGUGUCGGCUCAUACUUCUUCAGGAAAAACAGUUGUCGGUGAAUACAGUAUUAUAAAGUCCUUAAAUUUGAAACAGAGAGUGAUAUAUACAACACCGAUAAAAGCUUUGAGCAAUCAGAAAUAUCGUGAGUUUCAAGAAGAAUUUAAAGAUGUCGGCCUGAUCACUGGAGAUGUCACAAUUAAUCCGACUGCGGGUUGUCUUAUAAUGACAACAGAAAUUUUAAGAAAUAUGCUUUAUCGAGGGUCUGAAGUAAUGAGAGAAGUCUCAUGGGUAAUAUUCGAUGAAAUUCAUUACAUGAGAGAUAAGGAACGUGGUGUGGUAUGGGAAGAAACCUUGAUCCUUCUUCCUGAUAAUGUACAUUAUGUUUUCUUAUCUGCUACGAUACCUAACGCACGUCAGUUCGCCGAGUGGGUCGCACAUAUUCACAGUCAGCCAUGUCACGUCGUUUAUACAGAUUAUAGACCGACCCCAUUGCAACAUUUUGUUUUUCCAGUAGGUGGCGAUUGUACACAUCUUAUUGUCGAUGAAAAAAGUGUGUUUAAUGAAAGGAACUUUGAAUUAGCUUCAAAAAUUGUACAAGAUCCUGGUCAAGGAAAAAAAUUUGAAAAUAAGAAGCUCAAUCGAAGAUCAGAUGGUAAAGAAUCGAGCUGUUUAAAGCUUAUUAGAAUGAUUAUGGAAAAAAAUCUUGCUCCUGCUCUGAUAUUUUCUUUUAGUAAAAAAGAUUGUGAAAUAUAUGCUAUGCAAGUAGCUAAAUUGGACUUUAACACCACUGAGGAAAAACAGCUUGUUGAUGAAAUAUUUCAAAAUGCUAUGGAUGUUUUGUCAGAAGAGGAUAGAUGUCUUCCCCAAGUAGAAAAUGUCCUUCCUUUGCUGAGGAGAGGCAUAGGUAUACAUCAUGGAGGUUUGCUACCCAUCCUCAAGGAGACUAUUGAAGUUUUGUUUUCAGAAGGACUUAUCAAGGCUUUAUUUGCUACUGAAACUUUUGCGAUGGGCCUUAACAUGCCUGCCAAAUCUGUCAUUUUCACUAGUAUAAAGAAGUUUGAUGGAAGAAAUCAUAGACAUAUUACUUCAGGAGAAUAUAUUCAGAUGUCUGGGCGUGCUGGCAGGAGAGGAUUGGAUGACAAUGGAACUGUCAUUGUAAUGCUUGACGAACCUCUGUCUACUGAAGAAGGGAAGUCAUUGAUGCAGGGUAAAGCUGAUCCUCUCAAUUCGGCAUUUCACUUGUCUUAUAACAUGCUUCUCAAUCUGAUUAGGGUUGAUGAUAUCAAUCCUGAAUAUUUACUUGAACGAAGUUUUUUCCAGUUUCAAAAUCAUACCAAUUUACCUAUUCUGAGAAAACAGCAUGAUGAAAUCGACGAACAAAUAUCAAAUAUUGUUAUUGAAAAUGAAAAGGUUGUAGAAUCAUAUUUUAUUCUGAAAAAAGAGUUGAACGGUCUGUAUGCAGAGUACCAAACAUUUAUUCACAAACCACAGUAUCUUUUACCAUUUUUAAGACCUGGAAGGUUAGUAAAAGCUUGCGGAAGGGAUAGAGCAGAAUUUGGGUGGGGCAUGGUUUUGUCCCACCGAAGGGCCAACCAGAAAAAUAACAAUCCCAUGAAGGUUGAUAAAAAUAUUCUCAUAGAUGUACUUAUCUUGAUUGAUUCCAAAUCCACAGAAGAAAAUCCUAAACCGUGCUCCAAAAAUGAUGCCGGUAAAAUGGUUGUCAUUUCACUACCACAUCAAAGUAUAAUGGAUGUGAGUACUGUCUGUGUCGUUCUGCCAAAAGACUUGAGGUCAGCUGACAACCAAGCCUCAGCUCAAAUGGCAUACAGAGAAGUGGAGGAAAGGUUCAAAGGAGAUUUUCCGAUUUUAGAUCCAUUGAAGAAUAUGAACAUUGAAGAUACUAGAUUUACAUUUCUUGUCGACAAAAUUGCAGCUUUGAAGAAAAGGUUAGAAGUCCAUGUCGCUAAUAAAACUCCAGAUUUUGAAAAGGUACUUGAGACUUUUGAAAAAAAGGAAGAACUAAGGGAAUCACUCGAAAAUGUAGCUAAUGAAAUCGACAAGUCCAUGUCACUUUUACAAAUGGAAGAGCUGCGAUGUAGAAAACGUGUCUUGAGGAGACUAGAAUUCUGUACUGAAUCAGAUGUAAUAGAACUGAAGGGAAGAGUAGCCUGCGAAAUUAGUUGUGCAGACGAAUUGUUGUUGACAGAAAUGUUACUAAGUGGUACAUUCAACGAUUUGACACCACAACAAUCAGCAGCGCUUCUCUCAUGUUUCGUGUGCGAAGAAAAAAGUAAUACUCAUGCUAAAUUAUCUGAGGAAUUAGCCAAGCCUUUCAGGGAAGCUAAAGAGUUGGCAAGGAAGAUUAUCAAGGUAUCGAAAGAGGCGAAAAUGGACAUUAAUGAGGAUACUUAUUUAGAUCAGAUGAAACCGUUUUUGAUGGAUCCAGUUUAUUCUUGGUGUAACGGCGCCACAUUUCACGAAAUCUGUAAACAGACAGAAAUAUUCGAAGGGAGUAUUAUUCGUUGCAUGCGGCGUUUGGAAGAAUUGUUAAGGCAACUAAUGCAAGCUGCGAAAACAUUAGGUAACCAGGACCUGGAAGUGAAAUUCAGUAUGGCCAUAAAUAUGAUAAAAAGAGACAUUGUUUUCGCAGCAAGCCUUUAUCUAUAA